Molecule: messenger RNA, 2916 nt
Organism: Closterium sp. Naga37s-1
Lineage: Eukaryota; Viridiplantae; Streptophyta; Zygnematophyceae; Desmidiales; Closteriaceae
Source: the annotation of a GenBank genome assembly
AUGCCCCGUUUAGACUUCUCAUGCGGGGCCUCCGAUAGCCCUCGCCAACCACCGAGCGGCGGCGCCACGCGCAACAACGGUAGUCAGCGCCCUCUAUCGCGCACGUCUCUCUUCGGCAAUUCCAGCAGCGGGGUCGGGAGGAACUUGAUGGAUCGGCUGCAGCAGCAGGACGGCGCGGAUCAGAUUCAGCAGCAGCGACGACUCGCCUCGCAUGGCGGCCUUUCCGCAGGAAAGGCGCUCGGCUCUUCCGCGGCUGCGGAGAUGCAAUCGCCUUCCAGCAUGCCGCUCGGAGCCAAGAUCGCUACAUCCGAGGUCCCCGAAUCGUCGCCGAUAAGUGUGCUCUUCUGCCCUCAGACGCCGUCGUCAGCAGCGUCUCCCGAGUUCCGCUUCGGCGCCAACCCCUCCCCCGAGCUCUUCUCGCCCAUGCGCAUGCCGCCCUUCCACCAGCUGCUCCCCUCGCCUCUCUCGCAAUCCUUUUCCCUCGCCGACACGCCAACCCAGCCGCCCGCCUCAACACCAACUUCCUCCGAGCCCACGCCGGCGACGUUACCUCCGUCGCAAAUGCAGUCGCCGUUGCCGUCGCCAUCGUCGUCGGCGUCGGCCAUGGACAUAAGUUCUGUGCCGUCGUUACAAAUGCCGUCGGCGUCGGCGCAAGCGCAUGUGGCGGGGGAGGAGAGCCUUCCGCAGUUGGCGGAAGCCGGAGCCGGGGUUGGCAGGGGCGCGGAUCAAAUCGUCGCGGAUCGUGCCGUUCUUGACGGCGCGGCCGACGCGGGCGGUAGCGAUAAGUGUUUCUUGCGGCCCGCGCUGCCGCCUCUGAACAUCGACGCGUGCAGCAGAGGGGGCAAAGUGCGCCGCGGCCAUCUGCCGCCCAUCCCGCUGCCGCGCAACCCGAGCUAUUCCAAGGAGCACCGCCUAGGUCGCAGCGGCAGCGGGCGCAGCAGCGGCGCCUUCGAGGACCUUCUGCUCGCCGCCUCCGCCGCCUCGCCCUCCGCGCACCCGUCCCCGCCCGCCUUCGGCGCGCACCCAGCGCCGUCUGGGAGCUCCGGGGGCUGGCACUGGCAGAGCCUCAGCCAAGAGAUGCGGUCGGCGCAGCACGCGUGGUCGCUGGAGGGCAGCGGGGUGGCGGAGGAGGGCGGGUGGGGCGCGCAGCAGGCGGAGUGGAUGGUGGGCGGGGACGACGAGGGGCUGGGGUCCGCGGAGUCGCUGCAGCUGAUGCGCCAAUGGGAGGCGGAAGUCGAGGGGCUUCCGCUCACGGUGGGCGGAACAGUGAUGAUGGGCAUGGGGGGGGGCCAUGGGGGGGGCUAUGGGCGGGGGAAUGGAGGGCGAGGAGGAGGAGGAGCCAGGGUCGCCCAGCACGCCCAGCAUGGCUCCGCGCUCCACGGACCUCGAGUGCCCGGACGCCCCCAACUCCAGGGUGCGAGGCGAGAUGUGUCGCACGAGCAGUCUGCACGACACGAAGCUGCUGAUGACGACGCAGCUGAAGCGGUCGCACUCCAUAUUCCUCUUCGACCGCCACUUCGAAUUCGUGCGCGAGAUAGGCCGCGGCUCCUACAGCAUGGUCCGUCAGUCCCGCUCGCCUCCACGCCCACCCCCCACCCUCUUCCCUGCCCAACCCAUUUCACAGUGAUCGCCCCCCGUCUUGCGCCCUCUCGCCUUCCGCCCCGCCCCAUCCAACUGCUUCUUGCCUCACUCUUCCUGUUUCUGCUCUCGCUCCUGGUCCGUUCCCAAACUUUCACCAUCCCCUGUACCCUCUCCUCUUACCUUUCUCAUACCCCCAACCCCCCCACACCCUUCCCCCCCCCCCCUUCACUCCCUCCUUUUCCCCCUCCCUUUCCUCCCCCGAUUCUUUCCCUCUCCCCGCGCGCGCAGGUGUACGAGGCGCGCGACCGCAAGGGCGGCGCGCGGUGCGCGGUGAAGGUGAGCAAGCGGCAGUUCCGCAGCAAGGGCGAGCGCGAGCGGUACAUGCACGAGAUCGAGAGCGUGGCGAACGUGCCCGAGCACGCGCACAUCGUGCGGUACUACCGCGGGUGGCAGCAGGACAGCCACUUCUACCUGCAGAUGGAGCUCUGUGAGGGCGGCAGCCUGCGCGCCCUCCUCGACUCGCUCCCGCACCCGCUGCCCGAGGACCAGGUGUGGAGGUUCGUGCGGCAGGUGGCAUCAGGGUUGGAUCACAUUCACAGCAGGGGCGUGCUGCACCUGGACAUCAAGCCAGACAACAUCUUCAUCGACGCCCAUGGUAAUCUCAAGAUCGGGGGGGACUUUGGGCGGGCGGUGUGGGAGCAGCGUGCGCACGGCGCCCCCUCCCCGUAUGGAAUGCCGUCCCCCUACAGCCCCUCUCCGUACUGCGUGGCCUUCUCCUCUGCUGCGCCCUCGCCUGUGGCCUCCGCGCCUGGUCGCGCCAACCCCAGCUUCCCCCCGCCUCGCUCCACAUCCAGGGGGGCAGGCAGCCCUGCAAAGGGGGGAGGGAGUCCGCUGAAGGGGUUGGGGGCGCGGGGGGGGCAUGGGGGGCAGUCCUGUGAAGCCCAUGGGGGGGAGUGGUGCGGCAGGGGAGGGUCGGGGAAGGAUUGGAGUGCAGCAGCAGCGGCUGCGGCAGCAGCUGUGGCAGCGGCGGAUGCAGCGGUGGGUGCUGGAUGUGGGCGGUCGGAGCACCUGAGGGAGCUGGUGUUUGCACUGCUGCAUGGGGACGCUCAAGAGAGGCUGCAGGCACAUGAGGUGGUUACAAUAGCAGAGCGCAGUGCUGCGAGGGGAGGUGGACCUGGGGCAGGGGUGCAUGCACAAGGCUCGAGAAGGGGCAGAGCAGUGUGGGGAGGAGCAGCAGCAUGUGGAGCAGAUGCAGGGGGGGGAGUGAACCUGAAGGGCAGUGCGAGGAGGCUAAUUGUGAGGAUAGUGGGGCUGCUAUGGCGUUGGAUUGAGUAG